Molecule: messenger RNA, 2025 nt
Organism: Aspergillus ochraceoroseus IBT 24754
Lineage: Eukaryota; Fungi; Ascomycota; Eurotiomycetes; Eurotiales; Aspergillaceae
Product: U4/U6-U5 snRNP complex subunit SNU66
Exons: 1
Coding region: 1-2025 (674 amino acids)
Biological process (GO): mRNA cis splicing, via spliceosome; maturation of 5S rRNA
Cellular component (GO): U4/U6 x U5 tri-snRNP complex
Source: RefSeq, a predicted model, not a curated record
AUGGCGGACGCUAUUUCAAUCGAGCAGAAUAACAAGAUCCGGGCGGCCCUAGGACUCAAGCCUCUCCCUGUACCUGGGGCGGACGGUCCAGUUUUCAAGGAAUCCAACGAUGGCUCUUCGUCGGACGAAGAGCCAGCCAGCACCCUGGAAUCGCGACAAGCACAGGCCUCCGAGAACUGGAAGAAGAUGCAAGAUGACACUGAAGCGAAGCGCAAGCGGGAAGAGCGGAACGCUGCAAUCAGGAAGGCACGCGAGCUCGCGCAGAGGAAUGCGAAACUCGAAGGAACGACACUAGGAGAUGGCAUGGAUAUGGAUGUGGAUACGAAGACGUGGUUGAUCCAGUCGAAGAAGCGACAGAAGAAGAUCGAAAAGGAGCGCGCGCGCAAAUUGGCGGAGGAGUUGGAGGAGCGGCAGCGCGUGGCGGAGUAUUCGGCUGCCGACCUGUCCGGGAUUAAGGUUGGACAUGAGGUUGGGGAUUUCGAGGGAGGCGAGGAGCAUAUUCUUACGCUUAAGGACACUACGGUUGACGAGAACGAGGAGGAAGGCGAUGAACUGGAGAAUGUUGAGUUGCGGGAGAAGGAAAAGACGAGUGAACGACUGGAGCUGAAGAAGCGCAAACCGGCUUAUGAUCCGACGCAAGAGAACGCUGGGAUAUUGUCACAAUAUGACGAGGAGAUUGAAGGCAAGAAACGAAAGAGGUUCACGCUUGAUGCUCAGGGAUCUACUGUGGAGGAACAAGAGGCCAGACAACAGGAAGCCUCCGACAGGUUGAAGAGAAACAUCAUCAGCCUUGACUUGGACACGGAAACCCCCACGUCGGAUUACAUGGACAUAAGCGAGAUUAAGGUGAAGAAACCGAAAAAGAAGAAGGCCAAGACAACCAAGAAGAGAUCUGCCCUUGAUGAUGAGGAUAUCUUCCCCGCUACAGAAUCGGCGGAUACAUCGAACGGCGGUUCAUCCAUGGAUAUUGACACUAUCAAUGGCGCCCCAACACCAGCGCCAGCUCCUCGCAAGUGGGAAAACGAGAACGUUUCAUUUGUGGACGACGACGAUCUACAAGCCUCUUUAGCUCGCCAAAGACGAGCGGCAUUUAAAAAGCGACAGAGGGCGAGACCAGCGGACCUCGUACAACAACUUAGAGAGGAAGAGUCGCAGACCCCGAUGGAAGUGGAAACCCCAGAUGAGGAAGAGCCAGGGCUAGUAAUCGAUGAGACUUCCGAAUUUGUCUCCAAUCUACAGAAACCAACACUACCAGAACCCCGUGAACCACGAGGAGCAACGACGGUAACCGAAUCCCCGCGAGCUCAAACUGAGGAACCUGGCGACGGCGAACAGCCGCCUGAGGUUGAUGGGGACGAUGUGGAUAUGGAAAGGUCUUAUCAUGACAUUGACGACGAGGAGGAUCUCAAGCGCGAGGAAGCACAGGGUAACGCGUCCAUCAGCGGCACUGGGUUGGAAGAGGAAAGCACCUUGGCCCAGGGUCUUGGUGCUACUUUGGAGAUGCUGAAAAAGCGCGGUCUGGUCAAGUCAACCGAUGCCGCCGAUCAUAACUCGCUUCUUCGCGACCGUCAACGCUUCCUUUCGGAGAAAACCCGGCUUGAAACGGAUGCUGAGAAGCGUGCUCGCCAACAGCGUGAACGUGACCGCGCUUCUGGAAAGCUGGACCGCAUGUCUGCACGCGAACGAGAAGAGUAUGCGCGAUGGGAAAACAAGCAGCGCGACCAGCAGGAUGCUCGUCACAUGGCCGAAGUGUUCAACAAGGAGUACAAACCAGAUAUCCAGCUGCGGUACAUUGACGAGUUUGGCCGUUCGAUGAACCAAAAGGAAGCAUUCAAGCAUAUGAGUCACCAGUUCCACGGCAAGGGCAGUGGCAAGAUGAAGACAGAGAAACGACUGAAGAAGAUCGAAGAGGAGAAGAAGCGUGAGGCUAUGAGUGCUUUGGACAGCAGUCAACACACAGGCAUGAACAGUGCUAUGGGCGCGACUGCUCGGAAGAACCGCCAGGCCGGUGUCCGCUUGGGCUAA